Molecule: messenger RNA, 683 nt
Organism: Aspergillus aculeatinus CBS 121060
Lineage: Eukaryota; Fungi; Ascomycota; Eurotiomycetes; Eurotiales; Aspergillaceae
Product: RAMP4 family protein
Exons: 2
Coding region: 417-683 (88 amino acids)
Cellular component (GO): endoplasmic reticulum
Source: RefSeq, a predicted model, not a curated record
CUCCAGGCUGGAGGCUCCAGCUGGCGCCUGCCUGAUAAGGGCAAAGCGCGACACGAUAACUGGAAGUGUUCCUCAGAUUCCCGAUCGGGGAGGCGGUAGCGGAAGCACAAGGGUGCGAUAAGCUGUGCUCAGGGGGUUAUAGGAUUCAACUCUUUUCCGUGCUUAGAGGCCUCCCGGAAUAUACUUAGCACAACGUGGCCUCUUCUGUAUACUAGAUUGUGAUUCAUCUGCUUGCCUCCUUCAAUUCGCUCCAAAUGUCCUCUUUUCUCUUAUUAUAAACAUAACAAGCCUCUGUCCAUCUGAAACAUUCUUUAGUGACCCAGACAUUAAGGCCAAAGUUAGCCCAAAUCAACCGUAUUCAGUGGCACUAUGGUAUGCUAUAGAUCUAUGCAGUGUGGUGUCAAAUUGGCAUACAUAUGGUCUUGGAUACUGAUCUCAAAUUGCAGGCUCAAACACCACAGCAGAGAAAGGCCAAUGAGAGGUAUGCAAAGCAUGAAGCCGCGAAGCGUGGCAAAGGAGGGGUGAUGGCGAAGCCAAAGCAGAACUCACGGUCUCCAGUAUCUACUGGCUGGAUUGUCAUCCUUGCGUUCGUUGUUUGUGGUGGAAUAUUUCUCGAAUUACUGGGGAUUGUGCCUCGGUUAUGGUCCGCUCUUGUCACGAACUUUAGUCAGUUGCUGCAGUAG